This is a messenger RNA of Nelumbo nucifera (sacred lotus), 2298 nucleotides long. Its product is annotated as pentatricopeptide repeat-containing protein At1g19720-like. Gene Ontology annotation, molecular function: RNA binding; protein binding. The record is from RefSeq and is a predicted model, not a curated record. NCBI's taxonomy places the organism in Eukaryota, Viridiplantae, Streptophyta, Magnoliopsida, Proteales, Nelumbonaceae. Gene Ontology annotation, biological process: RNA modification.
AUGGCCUCUGCAAUCCUCAAAACCCCUAGGAACCCCCUUUAUUUGCAGACCCAUCAUGGGUCUCCGCACAGAAUUCUCAAGCCCACUGGUAAAGGAGAACUUUUUCCCAAUAUCGUGAGGCUCUGCUCGGAGAAUCGAUUAAAAGAAGCUGUUAGUACUCUUGAUUUGUUUCAAAAACCAAUUUUAUCUCCAGAGAGGCUUCGUAUGUACGAGCUUUUGAUUUCUUCAAUUGCCUCCGUAGGAGAUCUGUCUCUUGCCAACGAGGUUUACCGCCACAUGAAGGGUUCUGAUUUGCACAGGGGUUGUUACUUGGGAACGAAAAUUAUCGGCAUGUUCAUUAAAUGCGGUAGUCUGGAUGCUGCAUUACAGGUAUUCGAUGCUGUUAACGAUAAGAACUUGCACACGUGGUCUGUGAUAUUGACUGGGUUCUGUCGAAAUGGUCAGUUCGAUGAUGCCUUGCACCUUGUUCGUGAUUUUAGUGGUACCCAUGUGAGAGCAGAUGGGUUUGUUUUAAGUAAUAUUGUCAAAGCUUGUGCUGGUUCAUGUAAUUUUAGAUUGGGAAGGGAGGUUCAUGGGUUUGCUUAUAGGAGUGGAUAUGAAUCUGAUAUUUUUGUAAACAACUGUUUGCUUGACGCUUAUAGGAAGUGGGGUCGUAUCGAUGAUGCUCGUAAAUUAUUUGAUAGGAUGUAUCUCAGAGACAUUGCAUCAUGGAAUUCUAUGUUGAAAGGUUAUAGUGAUGCUGGAGAGUUUCCUGCAUUCAUUAGAUUGAUUGAGGAAAUGAAAGCAGUGGAGGGGUUGAAAUUAAAUCUGAUUACUUGGAACACAAUGAUAUCAGGCUAUGCAGCCCAUGGAUGUUCCAAAGAAGCAUUGAACUGUUUCUGCAAGAUGCAAUCCAUGGGAAUGAAACCAGAUUUGAUCUCUUGUAAUGCAUUAAUCUCUGCUCUGGCUCGAGAUGGAUAUUUUCAGGAAGUUCUGGAACUCAUUCAACAGAUGAAGAUUGUGGGUCUGGAGCCCGAUAUUAUCUCCUGGACUACCCUUAUUGGAGGGUACGUGAAUUCAGGCUAUUUUGCUGAAGCUUUGAAUUUGUUUUCAGAGAUACAAAGUUCUGGUUUGGUUUUAGACAAAUUCAUGUAUUCUCUAAGUCUGAAGGCAUGUUCUGGCCUGCAAGCUAUCAGACAAGGCAGAGAAAUCCAUGGUCAUAUGAUCAGAAAUGGGUUUUCAAAUGGAACUUUUCUAAGUACUUCUCUAGUAAACAUGUAUGCUAAAUGUGGGAGGCUAGACUGUGCUAAACCCCUCCUAUCAAAGAAUGACAUUGUCUCAUGGAACUCUUUAAUUUCUGGAUACAUUAAGAAUGGAGACAUUAAGGAAGCAAAGGAACUACUACAACAGCUGCAAGCAGAACCCUUGAAGCUGGACUUGGUUUCAUGGAAUCUGAUGAUCAACUGCUAUGUCGAAGAAGGUGAUAUGAAUGGAGCGUUGGGCAUAGUAGACCUUAUGCAGUCGUUUGGCCUUCUGCCCGACUCUUUUUCUUGGAACAGCCUCUUAAAGGGCUAUGCAAAGGCAGGGCAACUUAGUGAUGCAGUGGAGCUCUUAGGUCAAACAGAGUUCGCAAGAUGCAAGCAGGACUCCUGCUCAUGGAACACACUGAUCUCUACACAUGUCAAAAAUGGCAAAGGGGUCAAGGCACUACAGGCUUUUCGCUUUAUGAGAAUCCGUGAGUUCGAGGUGGAUCCAAUUACAAUUUCCUGCAUUCUUCGUGCUUGUGCUCUUCUGGGAGCUCUUCGAAUUGGAAAAUCCAUACAUGGAUGGAUUAUAAGAAGGAAAACUCAGGACAAGUACGUAACCAGUGCUCUCCUUGAGAUGUAUAUCAAGUCAAAUGCUUUGGAUUCUGCACAGAAGCUUUUUGCUGUGACCGCCAAAACAAACUUGGUAUUAUGGAAUGGAAUGAUUUCGGGUUUAGCUAAAUGUGGGCAGAUGCAUGAGGCUUACAAGCUUUUCCAUGAAAUGAGAUCAACUAACUUAAGUCCGGAUGUAGUUAGUUGGACAUCGAUUAUGUUGGGCUACAUAAAGUGCGGCAAUGCAGAUUUAGCACUAGAAGUGUGGACCCAAAUGCUUCAGGCAGGUGUCCAACCUGACCCAAUUUCUCUUAUAGCUGCCUCAACAGCUUGUGCCAACUUGGGAAUGCUGGGGAUUGCAAAAGAGAUCCAUGGCUUCUCAAUUACGACUGGACUGGAGAGGGAACCAUCUGUUCAAGCUGUUCUCAUGAAUAUGUAUUUAGAAUGUGGUAGUAUGAUCUAA